Bactrocera oleae (olive fruit fly) is the source of this 5570-nucleotide messenger RNA. RefSeq names its product transcription factor Sp8 (gene Sp1). Gene Ontology annotation, biological process: regulation of transcription by RNA polymerase II. Gene Ontology annotation, molecular function: RNA polymerase II cis-regulatory region sequence-specific DNA binding; DNA-binding transcription factor activity, RNA polymerase II-specific. The record is from RefSeq and is a predicted model, not a curated record. NCBI's taxonomy places the organism in Eukaryota, Metazoa, Arthropoda, Insecta, Diptera, Tephritidae.
GAAAAAACAAAAAAAUUUCAAACAAUAAUAUUAAUGCUCGCAAUGUAAAAAUUUUUCUUAGUUUGUCAACCGUGAUGCAGUAGUCAGUUGUUUUUGUAGUCUCUCCGUGAGUGCGCGCUCUCUAUCUCUAUAUCAGCAGUGGCGCUACUGCAUACUAUAUAUACUUAUGCAUGUGUACAUAUUUGCCUUUGUGUGUGAGCUGAUGAAUGGCUGGAUGCGUCCCAACCACUUUUGCCAACCAGCCGCCUGCUGCCAUGCUUCAUCAAACGCCACCACCACUACCAGCUACAGCUAUCUCCUGCAUUACUUCUAUUGUGUUUGCGUAUUGCUUGACUGGUCGAAGCGAUUUUCGCUCGGUAGUAGUAGCGAGCACCGGUUUCUUGGCAGUGUAGCAGCGCGCUAUUCAAAUCCGAUACGCGCCGACACAAUACAUUGUAGAGCAUAGAGCGCAUAGCGAGUGAACGACAAGCGUAACCAUCAACAAUGACUGUUUGUUGUGUGCUUAAGCCGUAGAUACACAGUACAACAGCAAAAAAAAAAAUAACAAAUAUACACAUACUACGCCUAUCUACUGUUUAUGAAGUUUUGUUUUCCUCCCUGUUGCUUAUCCGUUUGGUUGGCUCAUUGGCGUUGGCUGUGCCAUUUGUUGUUUCAUUUGCGCAACAUUCGUUCGUUGGGGUGCCAGCGUUAGCUAUCGUUACAAAGUGUAUGUGUGUGUGUUUAUUUAUGUUCAUUACUUUGUGUUUUAUUAUGUGCUGCCUUUGUGUUUGUGACUUUAGAGAGCUUUUUUCGCUUGUGCCGCAGCGGGCAGAACAGUCACCAGCAUUUGUACGUACAGAUACGACGCCCGUUUAUAUUUGCGCGGAUUCUUUUUGCGAAUUAACAACGCGCAAGUGGAUUUCCAACAACUUAUCUCAGAUAAAGGCGUAAACAAAAACAACGUCGUUAAAAGCAAAAGAAAUAUAGUAAAGUAAAAGGUAAUAUAAGUAAAAAAAAAAAGAAAACAAGCGCCCUACGUUCACAGUGGGCCGGCCGGUGUAGCUAGUUGGUAUACGCGUUCGAAUGGCAGCCGCAGCAGUGCUAGUGACAGUUGUUGGGACGGCUUGAACACACCAAGCAAAUAGCGAGCUGCGUACGAAUUUCGCAAAAAGCUAUUGACCGUCAUCUAACGCGUGAAAGGAACUAAAGUUUUAAUAAAAAAUCAAAUCGUGAAUUUGAAAAAAUAUUUUUCGGAAAAUCUGCAAAGUUCGAAUUUUAUCAACAAUUAUACCUAAAAGUAUCUCUCAGCUGAAUGCGCAUGGCCAUUGGAAAUCAUCAAUAAAUCGCCUGUAAAGAUCCUGCGUUGAUAAGCCAACACAAUAGGUAUUCACACGCAUCAAGCCACUUCGCUUAUGGGAAGAAGGCGCCACGCUGCGCACCACAAUUCAACUACCUGUCAACGGUUUGACACUUUUUGUCGGAUUAACAGACGGACAGGGACACAAUAGCGGCACUAAAAGGCAAUAAGCGAGGGCUCAUCAGCACAAUAGGGAUUUUUUUAUUUAUAAAAAAAAAUAUUAUUAAAGUAACACAAUAAGAGACAACUGCCCAGUCCACUGGCAAAAAUUACGAAAAGGACAACAAAACUUACAAUUCGCAAUCGGAAGCAUUUCUUGUUUUGCAUUGUUAAUAGUUGUAGUAGAAAGGAAACUCCAUUUGCAUUGUGUUAUUGUGCGACGGUGUGUUAUUGUGCAACCUAACUUAGACGGAUUGUUGUGAAAGAGGAAAUGGAAAGUUUUUAAAAAUCUGUGUAAUAAGUAAAAAAAAAAAAAAUAACAUCCAGGAGAAACAUAUGGAAACAUAGUCCACAAAAAGAAUUUCAAACAAUUAUAUAUGUAACUGUGUAAAAAUAUUCAAUAUUCAAAUCAGCACAAAUACUGGCAAAGAAAGUUUUAGAUAACACGAAUAGGAAAACUCGUGCGAACCUUCAGAACAGCAGAUAAAGUAAAGUGAUAAUGUGAAAAAUUUUGCAAAUACAAAAAGAAAACAAAAGUCAGAAUUCCCUUGUAAGUGAAAAGUAUGAUUGAUGAUCGUAUUGCUGGCGUGUUGCUUUAUCACUCAUGACAUGUGACAACUUCCUCAACUCUCUCAAAAAAUAAAAGAAAUAACAAAAACGAUUGAUUUCGGUACCCUCAAAGCAUUCAAAUAAUCCUCCGCAACUGUAGUGCAACUCAAACAAAUUUGUCAUAACAAAUUCUGCAUUUCAGUGUAUGUUGCAAAAGGAAAUAUUAAAUAACAGCUAAAUAAUCAAACAAAGCCAAUUGUCACCGAUUAUCGCUGCAGUCAGCAGAACGCAACUAAAAUGUUAACGGACAUGACACCGACGGCCGGACAGUUGUACGGCUCACAAAUACCCACCAUGGGCAUGAAUAUCGGUAAUAUCGCCACGCAUCUGCAAAAGCCGCAAGUUAAUCCGGAUCAUCCUAGUCUGCGUGGAACACCGCUUGCAAUGUUGGCUGCGCAAUGCAAUAAAUUGUCUAGUAAGUCUCCACCGCCCCUUGCCGACGCAGCUGUGGGAAAAGGUUUUCAUCCUUGGAAGAAAAGCCCCACUUCACCGACGAGUAGUACCGCUGGAGGUCAGCAUUCACCAUGUACCAUCUCUUCCGCUUCUUCGUCAUCGGGUUCUGGUUCGUCGAAUAGUAAUUUGGGUUUGAGCGGCGUCUCAUCGGCUGCCUCCUCACGCAGUCUGCCGUCGUCCAGUAUCAAUACAAUGGUCAACAUCACCGCUAGCAUUUAUCCUUACAGUCGCCCGAUUCCUUCAUCCUGUGCUGCUGUCAGUAAUCCCUCAGCUUAUGGAAGCGAUCUCUACUUUCCGAAUACGAGCAGCCCUGGCGGCAGCAUGGUCUCUGACAAUCAUCACAUGCAUCAGGGCUUGUUGGGCAAAGUGGAGGGCGCUACAUUCGGCUCAGUCUAUUCACGUCAUCCAUAUGAUUGGCCCUUUAAUGCGGUUACUGCAUCAGCGCAUAAAGCGGCCGAGGCAGCAAGCGUUAACUCCGGUUGGUGGGAUAUGCACAGCGCUGCUGGCAGCUGGCUAGAUAUGGGUGGCGCUGGUAUGCAUUCAACCAUGGCAAACUACGCCACAGCCGCCGGCUCAGACUACUCUUCUGCACUGUCGCAUUCGCUUUCAAAUACGGCACAUCUGUUAGGCUCUGGUCAACAUUUACUACAAGACACAUACAAAAGUAUGUUGCCUGGUCAAGGUGUGGGUGGUUUCUCCCUGCCACAUAGUUCUCCGUCGGCCGCCUCCACUGCGGCCUCGCCGCAAGCAUCAACGCCCUCAACACCAUCGCCUCGUUCACAAAGACGUUACGCAGGUCGAGCCACAUGCGAUUGUCCGAAUUGCCAGGAAGCUGAGCGGUUGGGUCCAGCUGGCGUGCACCUGCGCAAGAAGAAUAUACACUCGUGCCACAUACCUGGGUGUGGCAAAGUGUACGGUAAGACUUCGCAUUUGAAAGCGCAUUUGCGUUGGCAUACUGGGGAGCGACCAUUCGUUUGCAAUUGGCUUUUCUGCGGCAAACGUUUUACAAGAUCCGAUGAACUACAACGUCAUCUGCGAACGCACACCGGCGAAAAGCGAUUCGCUUGUCCCAUCUGUAACAAACGCUUUAUGCGCAGCGAUCACCUUGCUAAGCAUGUUAAGACACACAACGCUACUGGUCAAGGCGGCAGCAUGAAGAAGGGUUCAUCGGAGUCAUGUAGCGAUUCGGAGGAACCUGGCAACCAAUCUGGCGAAUCAAAUGGUCUCAGCGGCAGCAAUGGACAGCAAACUGGUAAUGGUAGUCAUCCUGGCACGCCCAAUUCUCAUCAGUCUGGCGGCGGUGGAAAUACCACACCAACUGGUGGACUGUUGGCCGGCGGCUUGCAUCUGUCAUCACCGCACAAUAUGUCUGGCGGUUCCCCAGUGAUGCUGCACGCUCAGCAACAACAUCAUCAACAGCAGCAGCAACAAGCACAAGCACAAGCACAGGCACAAGCGCAGGCACAAGCGCAGGCACAGGCGCAGGCGCAAGCUCAAUUGCAGCAUCAUCAACAACAGCAACAUGCGCAUGCUCACUUGCAUCAUCACCACCAUCAUCAUUUGGUUGGCAAUUCGGCGCCUAGCCCGGGGUUAGAUCAUCACAGCACUUUGGUGGAUAUUAAACCACCAAUGGUUUGAGGGUCAUUGGGACCCUUUCUGUUCACCAAUUGAGGUGACGCUCGGAAUGGGUCCAACGGUCUAAUAAUUCGACAACUAAUGUGUGGAAUGAAGGUUACAUAAAAAAAAUGAAGGUCAAAUUUGCGAAGGAAAAGGUUAAAUGAGGGUUAAGUUAAAACAUAUUGGUAUACAAACUCUAUUGUAAAUAAUGCUUGUAACAAUGUGUUGUUAAAAAUAUAAAACAAUCAAAAAUGCUAAACUCUAUGUACAACUAAAAAGAAAAGGAAUAUCGAAAUGCUUUUCGUUUCAACUAAGAAGUGAGAGCAAAUUGUGUAAAUAGCGGCGAAAUAUAUUGAAGGACCAGUGUUGUAAACAUUAUGAAUGUAAAUUGUUUAAAAAUUUUAUAAAAAGCGACACCAUAAAUAUUAACAUAAAAUAAAACACCAAACAAGAAAGAAAUCUUUCAUCAAAAAUUAAGUACUCUUAUUCAUUUCGAAAAAAAUAUCACUUGUAGCAAUGGGUAAUGAAUAGAAAAAAAUUUCUAGUCCAAUUGAUAGAAAAUAAACAUUUAAAUGUUGCAUUAACUCAGCUAGAAUGUGCUUAUGGAAAUGCUAAACCUAUAAGCUAUAAGCCUUUGAGUCACCCUUUAUUUGGAAUGUGCUUCUUUUCCUUUUGAUAAUAUGUACGAGUGUUAAGGAAUUUUUAAAUAAAAUUAAAUCACAGAUAAAAGUAAAAUUAUAAUUUAGCGAUGGGCUUUAUCUGCUAAAAUAAUAAAUAUCUUGCUAUACCGUAUUUAUAAAAAAAUAACAAAAACAUAAAUAAAGAAUUUAGAAGAAAUACACUGCACAUAAAUACAAAUGAAAAUAUUACAAGUAUAUCUUUAGUGCAUAGCUAGUUUUUGAAUAAUACUAAAACUAAAGAAUCUUAAGAAAAUAAAUUUAAUAAAUAUUGUUGAUUUUUAGCUAAAAACUUACAUAUAUAAAUAACGUAAAAUUUAUGUAACGAAAAAGUGCAACUGCAACUAAACAAAUAUUAAAUAUAUUUAAUAUAUAAAAUUUAAAAUUCUAGCUUGCUUAGUUUAAAGACCAAAAUACUACUUUUUAAUUUUAUGGCAUUCGAAACUAAAACAAAAGUGUUAAUUUUAUGAAGACGAAAUAUGACGAAUGAGCAGUCAAGAAGUACAUCUUUGGAAUAUUUAAAGUAUUCGUCGAUUUUAGAGUUAGCUUGUGUAUUGAAAGAUUCAGGACUUACUGUGUCUAACUCUGUAUACAAUAUACGGUGCUUUCAGUGUUGCAAAGAUGCAUGAGAUGUUUGUAAAAUACUUUUAAAUAUCGCAAAAAAUAUUAAUAUUAUUAUGAUUAUUACAAAUAAAUGUGCGCAUCGACAUUUUAAGUAA